GUUAAACGUUAAUUUAGCAGUCAGUCCCCCCUCUCGUGCACGCGCGCCCACGCACGUGGUGAGCCCAGGCUUCAUAAACAAGCCGCUGCCACUGAGCUGCUCAGUGUUUCCACUGAUCCCACAUCAGUGCAGCGGCGCAGAGAAGAUGGCACUGGCCGACACAGAGCUCGGAGGGUCCACCUGCGGGGACUCGGGCUCUCCUUUCUCAGAGAUCAUUGAGCUGAAUGUCGGGGGGCAGGUUUAUGUCACGCGGCACAAAACUCUCAUCGCGGUCCCAGACUCUCUGCUGUGGAACAUGUUCAGCAAGAAGUCCCCCAAGGAGUUGGCGAGAGACAGCAAGGGGCGCUACUUCUUGGAUAGAGACGGCUUCUUAUUCCGCUACAUCCUCGAUUACCUCCGGGACCUGAACCUGGUGCUCCCGGACUACUUCCCGGAGAAAAGUCGACUUCAGAGGGAGGCUGACUUCUUCCAGCUGCGGGACCUCGCCAAACGCCUCAGCCCCCGCGUGAGUAAGGACAAUUCAAUAAGCGAGGAGAUCAGCCAGAGCGACACGGAGGAAGGCGCGCAGCAGUGCGGCUCCUCCGGCACCAUGGAGACUUUACGCACCAUGACGGUCAGCUCCAGCGGGACCAUGCGCUCCCCUUCUCUGGACUCCAGAAAGUCAGGCUACAUCACGAUAGGAUACCGCGGCUCGUACACCAUCGGCAGAGACAUCCAAACUGACGCCAAGUUCAGGAGAGUGGCGCGCAUCACCGUGUGCGGGAAGACGUCUCUGGCCAAAGAGGUGUUUGGAGAAACGCUGAAUGAGAGCAGAGACCCGGACAGGCCGCCAGAGAGAUACACAUCUCGAUAUUAUCUCAAGUAUAAUUUUCUAGAGCAGGCGUUUGACAAGCUGACAGAGGCGGGAUUUCACAUGGUGGCCUGCAGCUCCACAGGCACCUGCGCCUACACCAGCAACGACCCAAACGAGGACAAAAUAUGGACAAGCUACACUGAAUACGUCUUCUGCCGGGAAUAACUAACAGCAAACAUGUUGAUUUACAAAGACAUUUCAUGAUGUGGAGGGGAAUGUCUUUAAAAAGUGUUGCAUCUGCUGUGCUGAAUGGUCACGUUGUCAGAGCGGGUGGCUGCAAAAUAUUGCUCCAUAUAUUCAGAGAAUUACUCCUGUCCAACAGAUAUGACCCCACAUUGAUUUUACAGAAUGGAUUUGUCAUAUUUUAAGUGAAUGUUAUAUAACUUGUAAAUUUAAAGUUAGAUUGCAAUGUUGCAAAUAUUAUUUCAAAGAUUUAUUGAUGGCUAAGUUUCUAAAAUGCCAAAAAUUGUGUUGAAUGCUCAUCAGAAUCGCGGCCUACUUAAAGCUUUAAUGCUGAAUCUGUUCAAGCAACCAAAGAGUCUGAUUUACUAUCAUAAAUUGCAGGGAAAGAAGCAAAUAUAACAUUUCAGAAGCUGGAAGCAGCAUAUAUUUGACAAUUUUGUUUGAAAAGCGACUGAAAAGGUUGAAAGAUCAUCUCAAAAAACUUGACAAUCAGUCCUUUUUUCAAUUAGUGUUAUGAUUUGUUGGGUUUGCCACUCAACCAAAUGAUCCAACACAUGAGAAUAAGCACAAAAAAUCUACUUAUUUAAGGUAUGACCACGUGACAAUGACGAAUAAUAAGAGAGAGUUACUAGCAGUGAGUCUAACGUUAGUCAAAGUGAGCGAAACGCCAUCAGUCUGUGUUUUACGACCAAUAUCAUGUAUACUUUGUACCACACUAGUAGAGGUGGAGUGCUUGUUAAUGGAGAGCGUUGCAGCUCAAGUAACUAGAGAAUUGUUUGAGUCGACACACGCCCAUCCAAAGAAGUCACCAAAUGCCACCCUCUCCAUCUCUACGACGUGCAUGUCAGUGUUUGUGUCAUUUCUGACUCAGUGCUGCGUGAACUGAUCUCCAUCCAAGAACAGACGAGCAGCAUUAAGUAUUCAGUGUCAUUGUAACUUCUAGGCUUGCUUGGUCACCAGUUUUGUACUCUCUAAGAAUAGCCUCUAAUCGCAGUUUUAUCACUGACAUGACUGUAAGUGUACGUGCUUGCUUGGUAGAGUUGUAUCUGUUCAAUCUGUUCUAAAGAAAUAAAACCUUGUACUUGCGUUUCUCUCA
Notolabrus celidotus (New Zealand spotty) is the source of this 2132-nucleotide messenger RNA. It is a transcript of the gene kctd12.1, whose product is annotated as potassium channel tetramerisation domain containing 12.1. NCBI's taxonomy places the organism in Eukaryota, Metazoa, Chordata, Actinopteri, Labriformes, Labridae. The record is from RefSeq and is a predicted model, not a curated record. The transcript has a single exon. The coding region runs from base 146 to 1018 and encodes 290 amino acids. Gene Ontology annotation, biological process: protein homooligomerization; regulation of G protein-coupled receptor signaling pathway. Gene Ontology annotation, molecular function: protein binding. Gene Ontology annotation, cellular component: presynaptic membrane; postsynaptic membrane.